Messenger RNA from Spinacia oleracea (spinach), 936 nucleotides. Its product is annotated as protein FAR1-RELATED SEQUENCE 4-like. The record is from RefSeq and is a predicted model, not a curated record. The transcript is spliced from 2 exons. Gene Ontology annotation, molecular function: zinc ion binding. Bases 1 to 936 code for a protein of 311 amino acids. Lineage: Eukaryota; Viridiplantae; Streptophyta; Magnoliopsida; Caryophyllales; Amaranthaceae. Gene Ontology annotation, biological process: regulation of DNA-templated transcription.
AUGGCGAAAAAGGCCAUGGAUGAAGACUCGGCAGAUAGGAGCGAUCAACGGUUUGUUAGGCAGCUUGCAACCACGUUCCAUGUUGAGACAUUGUUCCGGAGGAUCUAUACAGAUAGUGCGUAUUGGUUGGUGCAAGAGGAGGUCCGAAAGUUCUGUUACACGACGUCGGAGGCAUCCAAAAUCAUCACAUGUGAUACUGGUACUAUCAUUGAGUAUAUUUUUGAGGACCGGAAGUGGAUUAAACCAAAGAAUUCAAGGGCUGCUGAAAUACCGACUGAGUAUCGAGUGAAAUACGUGGUAACAUAUCACACCUCAACCCAUGACAUAUAUUGCCAAUGCAAGGGGUUUGAAUGUAGGGGUAUAAUGUGUAGGCACAUUAUUAAGGUGUAUGACAUGAAUGGUAUUCGUGAAGAUAUAAUUCCCGAAAGAUUUAUUAUGCGGAGAGGGUGGAAGGACAUACCAAGGAAGCAUACAAGGGUCAAGGUCCCGUAUCAUGAUCCGUCUAAGACGGAGGAUGUAGUUAUAUAUGACUCCAUGAUGCGAGACUUGGAGUCAAUCUGCUCAAAGGCAUCAGCGUACCAGGAAAGUAUGUUAGUUAUGACAGAACUGAUGAGUUUAAUGGAUAUCUGGGUUGACGAGGUAAGCGUAAUGGUGAAACAAAAGAGGCUUAAGGAUGCACAAGCCGAAUCUGCGACAAAUGACAAUGUUUUCGCCACUCCGUCGUCUGUGGCCAAUGACAAGGCUGAUGUAGCAACUCCUAGCAUUGCUGAGCAGGGAAGCUGUGAUGUAGGUUCUUUUUCUGGUGCUGAGUUCAUCAAGGAUCCUCCUAUUCCAAAAAGAAAAGCUCACAGGGAAACAAGUAAGAGGUUCCUAUCGUGUACUGAGCCGGAAAGUAAGAAGAUUGCUGCAAGGAAUCUGUACAAUGAAUUAAAAUAA